AUGGACCACAAGGAACAGAUUCACGAGGUACGCUCUCACUCGUACCACAAUGAGCACCGCCGCCCCGAGUAUCGACCAGAGUAUCGACCAGAGUAUCGACCCGAGUAUCGAUCCGAACAUCGAUCCGACAACCGGCAAGAGCACCGGCAGGACUACCGACCCCGCGUGCCCAAUGGCUAUGAGUACCCGGAAGAUGAGUACAUCACCCCGCAACCGAGCCGCGACGAUACCCUCCGGAAGAUGAAGACGGCUGGGUCCGUCUCCAUGUCGCCGGAGCUGUUUGAGAAACUGUACCUCUCGCCGCAGAACAACGUUAAGGGGGACCUGCGCAAGACGUUCGGUAACCCAACGCCAAUUGCCAUCGUCGGCUUCCUCAUCUCGCUGACGCCUCUGUCGUGCGACUUGAUGGGCUGGCGCGGAGCAACCACCAGCGGCGCGGCAGGCAUCGGAGCGUACUUCUUCUUCGGCGGUCUCCUCAUGUUUGUCGGCGGCCUCCUCGAAUGGGUUCUCGGCAACACCUUCCCUUCCGUCGUCUUCCUCACCUUCUCCGCUUUCUGGCUCACCUUUGGCGCGACCCUCAACCCUUCCUUCGCGGCCUUCUCUUCAUAUGCCCCCGCCGGCGCGGCGUCUGGUGCCGCGGGGCUGACGACGCGGGGAUUCAACGCCAGUUUUGGUUUCAUCACCCUCGCCAUGGGCAUGAUCACUUUAGUCUUCCUCGUCUGCUCUCUGCGGACCAACGUCGUAUUCUUCGUCAUCUUCCUGACCCUCGUGGUCACGUUCGCCCUCAUCACCGCGGCUUACUGGUUCCUCGCUAUGGAUUUCACCGGGAACGCCAACUAUGCCGCCACGCUUCUCAAGGCUGCCGGUGCUUCCGCAUUUGUCACCUGUAUGGCCGGGUGGUGGCUUAUUUUCGCCAUUCUGUUGGCCUCUUUGGACUUCCCACUGGAGCUUCCUGUCGGAGACUUGAGCAGGGUCAUCCGUGGUAAGAGCGAGAAGAGCCAUGUUUGA
Messenger RNA from Colletotrichum higginsianum IMI 349063, 1008 nucleotides. RefSeq names its product GPR1/FUN34/YaaH-class plasma membrane protein. The record is from RefSeq and is a predicted model, not a curated record. The transcript has 5 exons. Lineage: Eukaryota; Fungi; Ascomycota; Sordariomycetes; Glomerellales; Glomerellaceae. The coding region runs from base 1 to 1008 and encodes 335 amino acids. Gene Ontology annotation, cellular component: plasma membrane. Gene Ontology annotation, molecular function: acetate transmembrane transporter activity.